CCACUGCCUUUAAUGCCCAAAGUAGCACCACAGCUUGUCUCAUAUUCCUUUUGGUCAGUCGAAGUCGGUGGUAGUUAGCAAUCGUUGUGACACAAUCCUUCUAGGGGAAACUAUUGUUGACAACUCAAACUCAUCCAAAAGGACAUUACAUCACCGUUUACCUCCAUUCGGAAUGAGAUUGUAUUGUUACAGCUAUUAUCACUUAUUCACAGAAAAGAAAGACAUUCCUGCUAGAGUAAGCCCUCCGGAAUGAAUCAUGGGAUGUGGGCGACGUAAAGCUCCAGAGAAUCCAACUCCUUUGAGUGAGAUUUAAGACGAGUAUUAAGAAAGUGGUCGGAGAAUAAAACAUGGCGAAUUACAAGUACCCUUUCACAACCGCAAACAAAGUUCCAACGGUUCAAGAAAGACGGAAAUACUUGUUUGCUCUUGAGAAACUACCACUUGAAGAAAGGAGGGCAGUCCUCGGGAAAUACUACGAUGAUUGGGUUCACAAUGGGUACGAAGAGCACUGUAUUAGAAAUGGGUACGUCGGUCAUAUCACACUAGCUGAAGAAAUACAUGCGAGAAUUCCUGAUACAUCAAAGCGUAUACUUGACUGUGCCUCUGGAAAUGGCUUUCUUGGAGAACAGCUGCUGAAGAAACACGGUUUCACCAAUUUGGACGCAUUGGACAUGUCACAAGGCUGCCUUGAUUACACGCGUGGAAAGAAUGUCUACACAAACUACAUUUGUGCCGCUCUGGGUCCAGAUCGACUGCCCAUCGACGAUGAUGCAUAUGACGGGAUUGGUCUAACCGCAGGUUGCGGCGCUGGUCACGUGCAACCAGAUUGCCUUCCAGAAUGGAUCCGGAUCACAAAACCAGGUGGAUUGAUCAUGUUUGUGGUGCAAGAAAAAUAUCUAGAUGGCGAACACUACGAUGAGAAUUACUGCAAUGGUGCCUUGGAUGCCAUUCUACACAAAAUGGCUGCCGAAGGUCAAGUGGAGUUUUUGGAGAAGAAAAGGCUGUUUUACCUUAAGAAUCAGACAGACAAGAGCAAAAAUGAAUACUCAUACAUGUUUGUUCUUCGAGUAAUGUGAAUUAUUGUUGACAAUUAUUUUUUUUGGGUGUGGAGGCAUCUCUACUAAGAGAUUUGGGGUCGAUUUAACAAAGAGUUAGGACUCGUCAUAACUCGAGUUAGGACGAGAACUCGUCCUACUUAGGAUUAAUUUUAAG
Asterias rubens (European starfish) is the source of this 1212-nucleotide messenger RNA. RefSeq lists its product as uncharacterized. Lineage: Eukaryota; Metazoa; Echinodermata; Asteroidea; Forcipulatida; Asteriidae. The coding region runs from base 348 to 1076 and encodes 242 amino acids. The transcript has 6 exons. The record is from RefSeq and is a predicted model, not a curated record.